UUGCAUUGCAUGUAUAUAUAUGAUCCCAUCCCACGCCAUAUCAUCGAUCUCGAGUACGCAUUAGCCCUGCUGCCUGCACCUGGCUAGCUUGAUUUGCUAGCUAGGGCCGGAUCAGGCCCUAUACGACUAUGGUCUCCAAUUGGUUUGUGUUUGAUCGUCGAUCAAGAUGGUCUGAUGGUGCAAAGCUCAUCUUGUUUUGACUCUGCAUUAUUCUCCCAUGGUGCAAAGCUCGGUCAGAUUAGCCUUUUCCAAGAGAGUCAGGAGGCCGGUUAUAUAUUAGGCCUAGCAGGCACCUGUCUUCUUUAGCUUGGUUCUGUACUUUCAAAGGCAGCCAGAGUGCAGUUAGACAAGGACCAGUCCUACUAAUCACUCGUGGACAGAUGACAUUCUACUGGGGAACAUGUGGAAGGAUCCCCUUUGGAAGCUCGGGUUAAGUCAAUCUAUUAUUUCAGAGCCUGCAAUGGAAGCAUGCAUCCUCCUAUGGCAGAGGAUUAGCGAUGUGAAAUUACUGUAGCUCUUAUUGUCCUAAUAGAGUAGGAGGAGCUAUAGCUCCAAGCAUGGUGGUACUGGUACUAGUAGUCAGCAUCAGUUGAAAUCUUAAGCUUUCAUCUGCACAAAAUGCAGGAGUGGAUCUGUUUCAGAACUUGGUAGCAGGAAAAAGAAGCUUCCAAAGAAGGCCGUACAAACACCACUCCUAGUUUACAGCAUCUUGGUCUCUGGCUAGUACUGAUCCUACUAGUUAUUAGUAAUCUAUCAGGUCCAGAAAGCUAGAGCAGAGGUAAUCUUCUACUGUCUGCAGUGACAGGGGGAAUGUAAACUGAAGAUGCAACGCGAUUAAAUUUACUCUGAUCUCUGACAAAGUAGAAAGAUUAAACAACGCCGAUCGACAUUGCAUGCCCAAAAGCAAUCAGGCAGCAGAAGCCAUGGCUUUCUCUUUCUCUUAUUUAAAACACAUUCCCUCCAUGUUCCAUGUUCUCAUGUUCCUCUGCAAAACCCAGCUCACAUUCGUUCGCAGGGUGAGGUGUCCGGCGUGGUGGUGGCAUGUUAUGAAAUGCCAAGAAAGAUCCAUUAUCUUAUCGCAUGCCUUUAACCCGAUCAUGGGACUAGUGAGAAAUGGUGAUAUAAAAAAGCCUUUUCUGCCACCUUCUUCUUUCUUCCACCGAGCUCUGCAGCAGAGCCUCUGCCAUUCCUGCAGAUGCGGUAGUAGUGUCUGUCGACAAACGAACUACCAGACUGUGCCUCUGACAUGGCGCAGCACUAGAAGCAGCAGAGGCACUGCAGCAGCUAGAAUAGAACUAGAAAGCCGAUCCAGGUUUCAGGCUUUCAGCUCCCGAAAGUGCUUUCUAGGAAAGUGGCGGCGGGUUCUCUUCUGAUGGAGGCCAGAGUAACGGUCCUGGCCCUGCUGCUAGUGACAGUAUGGUCAAUCUCGUGCACCAGGGCUGGCGCCGCCGGCGACGAGCGGGCGGCGCUACUCGCGCUCAAAGCGGGCUUCGUCGACUCGCUGGGCGCGCUCGCCGACUGGACGGACGGCGCCAAGGCCGCGCCGCACUGCAGGUGGACGGGAGUGCGGUGCAACGCCGCCGGCCUCGUCGACGAGCUCGACCUCUCCGGGAAGAACCUGAGCGGCAAGGUCACGGGCGACGUGCUCCGGCUGCCGUCGCUCGCCGUCCUCAACCUCUCCUCCAACGCGUUCGCCACCGCGCUGCCCAAGUCCCUGGCGCCGCUGUCCAGCCUCCGGGUGCUCGACGUGAGCCAGAACUCGUUCGAAGGCGCGUUCCCGGCCGGCCUCGGCGCCUGCGCUGGCCUCGACACCGUCAACGCCUCCGGCAACAACUUCGUCGGCGCGCUCCCCGCCGACCUAGCCAACGCCACGUCGCUCCAGACCGUCGACCUCAGGGGCAGCUUCUUCGGCGGCGGCAUCCCGGCGGCUUACCGGAGCCUCACCAAGCUCAGGUUCCUGGGCCUCUCCGGCAACAACAUCACCGGCAAGAUCCCGCCGGAGCUCGGCGAGCUCGAGUCGCUCGAGAGCCUCAUCAUUGGCUACAAUGCGCUGGAGGGUACCAUCCCGCCGGAGCUCGGCGGCCUCGCCAACCUCCAGUACCUCGACCUCGCCGUCGGCAACCUCGACGGGCCCAUCCCGGCGGAGCUCGGCAGGCUUCCGGCCCUCACCGCGCUAUACCUGUACAAGAACAACCUCGAAGGCAAGAUACCGCCGGAGCUCGGCAACAUCUCCACGCUCGUCUUCCUCGACCUGUCCGACAACUCGCUCACGGGCCCGAUCCCCGACGAGAUCGCGCAGCUGAGCCACCUCCGGCUGCUCAACCUCAUGUGCAACCACCUCGACGGCACCGUGCCGGCGACCAUCGGGGACAUGCCGAGCCUGGAGGUGCUCGAGCUGUGGAACAACUCCUUGACAGGGCAGCUGCCCGCGUCGCUCGGUAACAGCUCGCCGUUGCAGUGGGUGGACGUGUCGUCGAACUCCUUCACCGGCCCCGUCCCGGCUGGGAUCUGCGACGGCAAGGAGCUCGCCAAGCUGAUCAUGUUCAACAACGGCUUCACCGGCGGGAUCCCGGCCGGGCUCGCGUCGUGCGCGUCUCUGGUACGCGUGCGCAUGCAGAGCAACCGGCUCACCGGCACGAUCCCCGUUGGGUUCGGCAAGCUGCCGUCGCUGCAGCGGCUCGAGCUCGCAGGCAACGACCUGUCCGGAGAGAUCCCCGGCGACCUAGCGUCGUCGACGUCGCUCUCAUUCAUCGACCUAUCUCACAACCACCUCCAAUACACGCUUCCGUCGAGCCUCUUCACGAUCCCGACGCUGCAGAGCUUCUUGGCGUCAGACAACCUCAUCUCCGGCGAGCUCCCCGACCAGUUCCAGGAUUGCCCGGCACUGGCGGCGCUAGACCUGUCGAACAACCGGCUCGCCGGCGCGAUACCGUCCAGCCUCGCCUCGUGCCAGAGGCUGGUGAAGCUGAACCUCAGGCACAACCGGCUCACGGGCGAGAUACCCAAGGCGCUCGCGAUGAUGCCGGCGAUGGCCAUCCUUGAUCUGUCGAGCAACUCCUUGACCGGCCACAUACCGGAGAAUUUCGGGAGCUCGCCGGCGCUGGAGACGCUCAACCUCUCCUACAACAACCUGACGGGGCCCGUGCCCGGGAACGGCGUCCUGCGUUCCAUCAACCCGGACGAGCUGGCGGGCAACGCCGGGCUGUGCGGCGGCGUGCUCCCGCCGUGCUUCGGGAGCCGCGACACGGGCGUGGCGGCGGCGCGGCCCCGAGGCAGCGCGCGCCUGAGGCGCAUCGCAGCGAGCUGGCUCGCGGCGAUGCUCGCCGCCGUCGCCGCGUUCACGGCGCUCGUCGGCGGGCGGUACGCGUACCGGCGGUGGUACGCGGGUCGCUGCGACGACGAGAGCCUCGGCGCGGAGUCGGGCGCGUGGGCGUGGCGGCUGACGGCGUUCCAGCGGCUCGGGUUCACGAGCGCUGACGUGCUGGCGUGCGUGAAGGAGGCGAACGUGGUGGGCAUGGGCGCGACCGGGGUGGUGUACAAGGCGGAGCUCCCGCGCGCGCGCGCCGUGAUCGCCGUGAAGAAGCUGUGGCGGCCGGCGCCGGUGGACGGCGACGCGGCGAGCGAGCCGACCGCGGACGUGCUCAAGGAGGUGGCGCUCCUGGGGCGGCUCCGGCACCGGAACAUCGUGCGGCUGCUGGGGUACGUGCACAACGGCGCGGCGGACGCCAUGAUGCUGUACGAGUUCAUGCCCAACGGCAGCCUGUGGGAGGCGCUGCACGGGCCUCCGGGGAAGCGCGCGCUGCUGGACUGGGUGUCCCGCUACGACGUCGCCGCCGGCGUGGCGCAGGGGCUGGCGUACCUCCACCACGACUGCCACCCGCCCGUGAUCCACCGCGACAUCAAGUCCAACAACAUCCUCCUCGACGCCGACAUGGAGGCCCGCAUCGCCGACUUCGGCCUCGCCCGCGCCCUGGCCCGCUCCAACGAGUCCGUCUCCGUCGUCGCCGGCUCCUACGGCUACAUCGCGCCAGAGUACGGGUACACCCUGAAGGUGGAUCAGAAGAGCGACAUCUACAGCUACGGCGUGGUGCUGAUGGAGCUCAUCACGGGUCACCGCGCCGUGGAGGCGGAGUUCGGCGAAGGGCAGGACAUCGUGGGGUGGGUGCGGGACAAGAUCCGGAGCAACACGGUGGAGGAGCACCUGGACCCGCACGUCGGCGGCCGGUGCGCGCACGUCCGGGAGGAGAUGCUGCUGGUGCUGCGCAUCGCCGUGCUCUGCACGGCCAAAGCGCCGCGGGACCGGCCGUCCAUGCGCGACGUGAUCACCAUGCUCGGCGAGGCCAAGCCGCGGCGCAAGAGCGGGAGCAGCAGCGGCGGCGGCACCGCCAGCGGCAAGGACAGCGCCGCCCCCGCCGUGGCGGUGGACAGGGACAGGCCGGUGUUCAGCACCACGCCGGAUUCAGACUACGCCUAGGCGCCAUGAUAGCUACUUUUGCCUCGUGUUCUAUGAUUUGUCCAUGUACCUAGAUUUUGCUUUGCUGCAGGAUCUUCUUCAGCCUGUAGCCAAAUGUUUACUGUGAAGAUUAACUAGCUUAUAGGUUAUGUAGAUUAAUGUAAGCAGGGGAAUAAGCUUUAGAAAUUUCCUUACACAAGCAUCCCAAAGAGAAUGAAGAAAUCAAAUCAAGCCAAUCAAUUUUCAAAUCA
Molecule: messenger RNA, 4704 nt
Organism: Zea mays
Lineage: Eukaryota; Viridiplantae; Streptophyta; Magnoliopsida; Poales; Poaceae
Product: MDIS1-interacting receptor like kinase 1
Exons: 3
Coding region: 1373-4474 (1033 amino acids)
Biological process (GO): protein phosphorylation
Molecular function (GO): protein binding; ATP binding; protein kinase activity
Source: RefSeq, a predicted model, not a curated record